UGUGUGUGUGUGUGUGUGUGUGUGUGUGUGUCUGUAGGUCAGUCAUGCAGUCCUGCAGUUCUGCUCUCUGUAUCCUGAUCUUACUGACCUCUACAUUCACUACUGUGUCUGAAUCAGCUGUUGGUCCAGUGAAGGUGAAGCUUCAUGACUCUGCUACUCUGCCCUGCUCUGAGAGAUGCUCUGGUUUGGUCAGAUGGACUGUGUUCCAUAAACCCACUGAUGUUCUGGCUGAGUGUGAUCAGACUUCAUGUAGAUCAAAGGAGGGAUAUCAGAUGAUCCAUGAUCAGUACCUGAAGGGGAAUCUCUCUCUCACCAUCACUGAGGCUGAUUUCAGUAAGAGAGGCUGGUACACGAGUGACUGUGAUGGUAAAGACAUCUGUGAUGUUCAGCUACAGAUUGAACCUUUGAACACUACAGUUCAGAUAGAGCCUGGUGAAUCUCUGGUGCUGAAGUUGGACAUUUCAGAUCCAGUGGCGGUGAUUUAUAACAGCACAGUUGCAGCUGGACCAUCCAGUGGUCAGAUCUGUAAGGUGGAUGGAGGUGACCAGUCAGUUCUGGACACAGAUGAAGGAGCUGCUGUACCAGAGUGGGUGAUUGUACUGAGUGUGAUGGGGGCUGCACUCGUAGCUGUGAUUAUGGUAUCAGUGGUGGUGAUUGUGCGGCUGAGGAGAGAAAAUCAGCUUCUACAAGCGGAAGAUACAAAUGCUGAGCAGAGCUGGAUGUGGAAGGAUGAAUACCAGCAGGGAUUGAAAAUUGGAGCACUGGGAUUUGGGAUUGGAGCGCUGGUUCUCGCGCUCCACACUCCACCAGUAGGUGGCGGUAAAGCACCUUACGGUCCUGCAGAGCGUCAUUCAGACAGAAGUUUCAGUUUCCCGCCCAAACCGUGA
Molecule: messenger RNA, 887 nt
Organism: Colossoma macropomum (tambaqui)
Lineage: Eukaryota; Metazoa; Chordata; Actinopteri; Characiformes; Serrasalmidae
Exons: 6
Coding region: 45-887 (280 amino acids)
Source: RefSeq, a predicted model, not a curated record